GUUUAUCUUAUUCUAAAUAAUUUAGUAGUCACUAUCGUACUAUAUUUAACGACUAUUUAUAAGCCAGUCCUACAAGAAGCUGUUUCCAUCCUUGUUUAGAAAUAUUGUCAAUAAAAAUGGAAGGAUAUGAGAAUGAAUAUGAGCAAAUCAUAAGGGGAGGGUCAUCAUCAUUAGCAGCUUCUAUUGUUUAUUGUCAAGCCGAUGAUUGCACGGCUGACUUGACGGAGGCCAAGCGAUAUCACCGCCGUCACAAAGUGUGUGAGUUCCAUGCCAAAGCUCCGGUGGUCAUUGUUAACACUAUUCAUCAAAGAUUCUGCCAGCAGUGUAGCAAGUUCCAUGAACUAUCAGAGUUCGACGACACAAAGAGAAGCUGCAGGAGCCGUUUAGCAGGACAUAACGAAAGGAGACGGAAGAACUCAUCAUCCCGUGAUGUUUUUGAAGAUAACUCUUCUUCAAGCUAAUAACAUAAAACAAUCAACACAAACAAAAGGAGACAUAAAAAAACUGCUAAUUAUCAUCGGAGAAUAAUGAUUCAGUACUAAACCAUUAUUAUACAAUAAUCAAAAUGGUUUUAUUCCAAGUAGUGAUUAUAUAAAUUCCAUCAUUAGCUACUAUUAUGCUCUCUACCUUCUGUCAAAUCCUAUUUUACCGGCCAGGCCAGGCCCGGCCCCUUUCAUCUUUUUUUCCUGCGUGCAGAAUAAAUUCCCCAGUCGUAUAGUAACUGAUCGUCACAUUAUUUAUUCAGGUUAAUUUUUCACUUCCCUCAUGAUAUUGCAUAAUAAAGUCAUAAGGUUUCCUGUACCCUUUUUCGAGUUAGUGAUGUUUUUAUACGUGAUUAAUCUCCAUGCAUAAUUUAUUUAUAUAAUUGGGAUGCAUGCUUUUUUCUUUCUCAUACCAUUUCUAGCUUGUUUUUCGUGAAAUUUCGUUAUGUAGCGUUUAGAAAUAAGUAUUUCAUU
This is a messenger RNA of Amaranthus tricolor (Joseph's coat), 956 nucleotides long. RefSeq names its product squamosa promoter-binding protein 1. Bases 117 to 461 code for a protein of 114 amino acids. Gene Ontology annotation, cellular component: nucleus. Lineage: Eukaryota; Viridiplantae; Streptophyta; Magnoliopsida; Caryophyllales; Amaranthaceae. The transcript is spliced from 2 exons. The record is from RefSeq and is a predicted model, not a curated record. Gene Ontology annotation, molecular function: DNA binding.